CGGGGUUGGGGUGUACCGCAGCGGCAUGGAGCAGCUGAAGCAGUCCUUCCCUGUGGAGCUGACCCUCAUCACCUCUGAACACCAGCGCCUCCACACACACGCCCUGCAGGAGUUCAUGAAGCGCCGCUUUAAGGACCAUCAGGGAGAACACCUGGAGUCUCUAGAGAAAGACAUCGAUCAACAUUUCGAGCAGUAUUUGCACCACAAUGAGGAGGCUUCAAAGAAGAAAUGCCAGGAUGUUCUGACGAGUCUGUCUGCUGAUAUGACCGGCCGGCUCCAGAGAGGGUCGUACGCUAAACCUGGAGGCUACAGAUUCUUCUGCCAGCACAUGGAGAUUAUUGUGCAGAAAUACAACAGAGAGACAGCUAACGCAGUCAAGGCUAAAGAAGUCCUAGAGGAGUUUUUCAAGAAGAAGCAUGUGGAGUCUGAAGCCAUCCGGCAGGCUGACGUGAUCCUGAGUAAACAAAGGAAACGGAUUUGUGAGGAGACGGAGAAAGCGUAUCUCCUGCGCCAGAAAAUGAACUCUGAAGAGGAGAGGAUGAGCAAGAUGGAAGCACAGAUGAAGGUACACAAGGAUAGCUUUGAAGAGAUGAUGAAACAGAUAGAAGAGAAGAAUGAGGAGGAGAAGAAACGAGAGGAAGAGGAGUUCGAGAAGGAUCUGGAGAGCAAGAUGAAGGAGCUGAGAGAGACGCUGGAGAAAGGUCUGGAACCACAGGCGGAGCAGCUGAAACAGGAAGUGGAGGAGGCCAAGAGGAAGUAUGCGGACGCCAGAGCGGUGCAGGCGGAGCAGUUUGAGCUGACGCUGGAGGAGCUGAGGAGGAGGCGGCAGGAGCAGGAGAGGACCUGUGAGGAGACCAUGGCUCAGAUGACCAAGCAGUACCAGCAGACCGUCAUGGACAUCCGCAAGCAGAACGAGCGAGCCCUGGAGGAGAUGAAGCAGAGCGACAGCGAGAACGACCUCGACAGUGAUGAUGAUGAGGAUGAUGACGAUGAUGGAGACAGUCACUGUACGAUAUUAUGAAUUACAGUUGCCCUGUUGCAGUGAGAACGACCUCGACAGUGAUGAUGAGGAUGAUGAUGAUGAUGGAGACAGUCACUGUACGAUAUUAUGAAGUACAGUUACCCUGUUACAGUGAGAGUCACUACAAUAUUAUGCACAGGAACUACAGGGAAUAACAGUUGAUUGGGGUUGCAUUGUGAUGUUUGGUGGACAAGGGUUAUAUUUUCAUGUUUGAUGGACAAGGGUUAUAUUUGAAUCUUUUUUGUUAUUUGAAUGUGUUCCAUACUCUGAUGCCAUCGAUGCAGUACACUACAAUAGUAGCAACAGCUGUACCAUGUAUGGUUCUUGAUCAUCAGUCAAUCAAACAUAAAAUUAUCCUCUGAAGUAGACAUGCUGAAUGUUGUUGAACAACUUGACUUACUGCUCCCCCUUGUGGUCAAAUGCAGUAUUCAAAUUAUCACACACACAUCCAGACUUUAUUUACUCUAUACCUUUCAACACACAGCUGUGAAGACUGGUGACUGGUGACAUGCUUUUAAUACUGGUGAAGUUACAUAUGAAUAUACUGUAUAUUCCACAGUGUCUAUGUUUACAUUUAAUAUGUGAGCAAGUGAUGUCUCAAAGUCUUUUUUCCAUUUACCAUUAAUUAUUCUGUUGUUUUGUCAGUUGCAUAUCUCUUUGUCAGUUUUAUAUCUGUGUCACAGAAAUAAAAUGAA
Messenger RNA from Sardina pilchardus (European sardine), 1716 nucleotides. Its product is annotated as guanylate-binding protein 3-like. Lineage: Eukaryota; Metazoa; Chordata; Actinopteri; Clupeiformes; Clupeidae. The transcript has 4 exons. The record is from RefSeq and is a predicted model, not a curated record. Gene Ontology annotation, molecular function: GTP binding; GTPase activity. The coding region runs from base 26 to 1021 and encodes 331 amino acids.